Triticum aestivum (bread wheat) is the source of this 847-nucleotide messenger RNA. Its product is annotated as pterocarpan synthase 1-like. The record is from RefSeq and is a predicted model, not a curated record. Lineage: Eukaryota; Viridiplantae; Streptophyta; Magnoliopsida; Poales; Poaceae. The transcript has 3 exons. The coding region runs from base 57 to 620 and encodes 187 amino acids.
GAGAAACACAGAUUCAAGUAUAGUGGUCUUCUCUUUGGGAGCCAACAAUCCUAGCAAUGGCUGACCCUAGACUUGCCCUAGCCUCCCUCUUUGUCUCCAUUCUGAUGCUUUCCAUGGCCCAUCCCUUCUUUGCAUGUCCCACUCGUUGUGAAAGUGAGAUAAAAAUGCAGAUGUAUUUGCACCAGGUGGUGUCCGGACCAACCCACAACCAAGAAGUUGUGUUUAAGUCUACUCCCCCUAUAGAGUUUGGUAGGACGGUUGCUUUUGAUUAUACUCUACUUGAUGCACCUGCACCGGACGCCAAAAUUAUUGGUCGUGCCAAAGGAACCCAUGUCCAGGCUGACCAGGUCAAUGCUGGAGAUUUCUCCCAUUUCAGUAUGAUAUUCCAGCAGGGACGGUUUACUGGUUCAACAUUUCAAGUUAUGGGGAUGACUCCUCCAAAUGGAGUUUGGGCAAUUGUUGGCGGCACCAAUGAACUAGCGAUGGCACAAGGUAUCAUCCAGUUUGCAAUAGUCAAAGGGACUCCAAACGUGGAGAGCUAUAGAGAACUUAAUAUUACUGCCUUCAUUCCAACAGUUAGCAUUGCAACUGGUAGCUUCGUCCAAUACUUUGACAUUUAAACCGUUUCAAUGCACAAAACGUUAUCUUGUAACUAUGUGAUAAGUUAUGUCAUGGAUUCGGUGAAGUUUUAUAUCUGAAAUAACACAUGGACGUAAAGCAUAUAGGAUACUAUAGUAUUCAUAUGCUCCAUGUUAGUUGUUCUGUGUAAGAAAUGUAUUGCACUCUAUUGUACAUUUAAUUCAGCUCGUAUCUUAAAUAUAUGUGAAGACCAUAAAGAUUGUUUGAA